AUGACGAAGGCGGACACCCGGCCUCACCUCCCCGGGUCUUUCACCUCCCUCGGUCACGCGCCUUUUGUGCAGCCAUCCUCGUACCUUCUCCCUCCAAUGGCCUCCCAACCCGAGAGACCAGUCGAUCGGGAAGAGCGACAUGGUCUGCGUGCCAUUCGCAACUUCCUGAAGGUUCGCACCAGUUACGACGUCCUCCCUCUCAGUUUCCGACUCAUCAUCUUCGACACCUCGCUCUCCGUCAAGGAAAGCUUGAACAUUCUCAUCCAAAACGGCAUCGUUUCAGCCCCGUUGUGGGACUCCAAAGCGUCCAAAUUCGCGGGUCUUCUGACAACCUCCGACUACAUAAACGUCAUUCAAUACUAUUUCCAGAACCCCGCCGCCCUUGAUCAGAUCGACCAAUUCCGGCUAGACAGCCUUCGUGAUGUUGAGAAAGCCCUGGGUGUUGCGCCGCCUGAGACCAUCUCCAUUGAUCCUGAAAGACCCUUGUACGAAGCCUGUCGACGUAUGCUCGAGUCCCGCGCGCGCAGAAUUCCCCUCGUUACGAACGAUAGUCAAACCGAUCGAUCCCAUGUGCUCAGUGUGAUUACGCAGUACCGCAUUCUCAAGUUCGUCGCCGUCAAUGUGAGCGAUACGCAGAAGCUGCGCCGUCCGCUCGGUGAACUGUUGAUUGGAACAUACGAUAAUAUCGCCACGGCCUCAAUGGAUACGCCCGUCAUUGACGUGAUUCACAUUCUAGUCGAGCGCAGCAUAUCCAGCAUGCCUAUUUUGAACUCUGAGGGUGUUGUGUACAAUGUAUUCGAGUCAGUUGAUGUCAUUGCGCUGAUUCGGGGCGGUGUCUACGAUGAUCUGAGCCUCACGGUGGGAGAGGUUCUCAAGAAACGUUCGCCGGAGUUCCCGGGUAUCUACACCUGUUCGCUGAAUGACGGACUGGACACCAUCUUCGACACUAUUCGCAAGUCUCGCGUUCACCGUUUGGUGGUUGUGGAUGAGUACUUCAAGCUCAAGGGUGUUCUCACCCUGAGCGACAUCCUCCACUACAUCCUGCUCGAGGGAGAAACCGACGAAUGA
Penicillium atrosanguineum is the source of this 1068-nucleotide messenger RNA. RefSeq names its product AMP-activated serine/threonine-protein kinase regulatory subunit SNF4 (gene snf4). The record is from RefSeq and is a predicted model, not a curated record. The transcript is spliced from 6 exons. The coding region runs from base 1 to 1068 and encodes 355 amino acids. Lineage: Eukaryota; Fungi; Ascomycota; Eurotiomycetes; Eurotiales; Aspergillaceae.